AUGUUGGCAAUGUCUCCAUUAUUAAGCCCUAAUUUGGGAUGGGAUUAUCCCAUACAAUUAGAGACUAAUCAUGUAUUUGAUAAUUUUGCCUUAGAUAAUAGUACAUUUAUUUCUAAUUAUUCACAAAUAACUCAAUUAGAUCAAAAUUAUCAUAAUAAUCAAGAUCAAUCAAAUGAUCAUGAUCAUGAUCAUGAUCAUGAUCAAAUUAAACGAAGUGGAUCGCCAAAAGGUACAAGUUCUACUAAUUAUUGUGAUAAUCCAAUAAUAAACAAGAAGCUUAAUCAUAAUGCAAGUGAAAGAGAACGAAGAAAGAAGAUUAACAACAUGUAUUCUUCGUUACGUGCUUUGCUCCCUGCAAUUCAUCAAAAGAAAAAACAAAGCAUUCCAGCAACGGUAACACGAGUGCUGGAGUAUAUCCCGAAGUUACAAAUGGAAGUAGAAAAUCUUACUCAUAAAAAGAAACUCAUUUUAUCAAAAAUUUCAAGCCUACAAGGAGAUUUUGGUGAUAUAAUUAAGGAUGAUGAUGAAAAAUCAAAAAAUUGCAUAAUUAAGGAAACGACGUCGUCCUGUUCAAUUAGUAUGAGUAAAAUUGAUGAUAAAGAAAUGGUGAUACAAAUAUCAGCAACAUUGGAAAGAAUAAUAAUAUCUGAAGUGCUUCUAUUGCUUGAAAUCAAUGGUCAUUUUAUUAUUCAUGUUUCUUCUUUCCAAUCCUUUGGUGGAAGGUCAUUUUACAACUUACAUUUCUGGAUGGGCGGAAGCAAUAACAUAAACUUUGAAAAGCUGAAAGGAGUGUUGCUGUCCCUUCUUCAAAAGCAAGAGCAAAUGCCAAUGUAUUCAUAG
Molecule: messenger RNA, 840 nt
Organism: Amaranthus tricolor (Joseph's coat)
Lineage: Eukaryota; Viridiplantae; Streptophyta; Magnoliopsida; Caryophyllales; Amaranthaceae
Product: transcription factor bHLH101-like
Exons: 3
Coding region: 1-840 (279 amino acids)
Biological process (GO): regulation of transcription by RNA polymerase II
Cellular component (GO): RNA polymerase II transcription regulator complex
Molecular function (GO): RNA polymerase II transcription regulatory region sequence-specific DNA binding; protein dimerization activity; DNA-binding transcription factor activity, RNA polymerase II-specific
Source: RefSeq, a predicted model, not a curated record